Molecule: messenger RNA, 987 nt
Organism: Gekko japonicus
Lineage: Eukaryota; Metazoa; Chordata; Lepidosauria; Squamata; Gekkonidae
Product: cytochrome c oxidase assembly factor 1 homolog
Exons: 5
Coding region: 1-441 (146 amino acids)
Biological process (GO): mitochondrial respiratory chain complex IV assembly; mitochondrial respiratory chain complex I assembly
Cellular component (GO): mitochondrial inner membrane
Source: RefSeq, a predicted model, not a curated record
AUGCUUACUGGGAACAGAACCCAGCAGCCGUCUUUGAGGAAACUUCAGCAAAUGGCUAUUUAUCUGGGAAUUGUAUCUGGCGGGGGAUGUGCUCUUAUGUAUUACUUCAUGCAAAAGAGCUUUGCCAGAACACAGUACUAUCAACAGGCUCUUGAGCAGCUUCAGAAGGACCCAGAAGCCCUGGAGGCACUUGGCGCUCCUCCUCUAAAAGUACAUUACAUCAGGCUGACAGACAAGCACAAUUGCGUUGAUGUAUCAAGAGCGCAGAUAAAGAUACCAGUAUCUGGAACAAAGACUGGUGGAUAUCUUUAUGUCAAUUCAGAAAAAGACUUCUCCCUCAACAGCUGGCGUCUGCAGGAAGCCACACUACAACUCCGAGAAGGUCACCAUAUCCCAGUGUACCCUUCGUCGAUGAAGAUCGCUGCUCAGGAUGACCUCUAACUGCAGCCUGCUCAAGUAUCUUCAUAAGCCAGUGAACAGAUGAACUGACAACAGUAAGAGGAGCAAAAUGUGCUUGUCUUUUUUAAAAAAAUAUGGUGCUCAUUCCCCCCCCUUCCCUACCCUUUACCGGUUACAAGGCUCAAAGACGAUGGGGGGCACUAAAGGCCAGCAGCUGCUCAAGGGACACUAAUUUUGACUUCUGGGCAAUCUUAGGAGGGGCUGGGAUUAAAAAUAAAAUUAUGACUAGAUUGUCUAAUUGAAGUGCGAUGAAGCUACUGCACCAAUUCCCCCCCCUUCUUCUAAUGAGCUUAAGAGUGGCUUAAAGGUUUGCAGACAUUUUAUGGUUCAAAUGAUAGAACUUUGUUGAGGAGCUGAAUAUAUCUGGGCCUGUCACCCCCCCCCCCUCCAGAGCGUCUAUCGUAUGAUUUAAUGCACGUAGCUUGCAGUUUUAGUACCUGAACUCUUGCAGCUCCUAACAUCAAUAAAUCAAUUUCUUUCAACCAUGAUCAUGUAUAUAUAAACAGGCCUCAUUCUGAUACAGGUGGC